CCCCCCGCCCCCGCUUCGAUGUGGGGGUUGCCCGGCUUGGGUGUGUGGGUCCAUCCAAGAGGAGGCACGCCCAUGGCUUGCUGUGGAAUUUGCGCGACCAAAGACCCCUCCAUCUUUCCUCCCCCUCUCCGUGCCUCUCCUCCACACAUCUUGCAUAUGGACGAACAAAAAUUCAAACUGGGGACAUCCCCCUCACUGGGGCCCCUUGGCAGCAAGACUCUCGAUGAGCCGCGCCUGUUCGAGGUGUCCUGGGAGGCUUGUAAUCGCGUUGGCGGGAUUUACACUGUCCUGAAGACCAAGGCCGCGACUACUGUCGAGGAGUUUGGCGAUCGCUACUGCCUCAUUGGGCCGUAUUCCAACAACUCGCAGCUGGAGUUCGAGCCGGACUACCAUCUGAAUGGUGCCAGCCCGGCCCUGCGGCGGACCAUCGAGGAGAUGCGCGGCCAGGGUGUCGUCGUACACUACGGCCGGUGGCUGAUCAGCGGCUAUCCAUCGAUCCUGCUCUUCGAGUUGGGCCCUGUGUCGGGGCGUCUCGGCGAGUGGCGGCACAACUGGAUCAACUUGACCAAGAUCCCCACCCCCGAGCAGGACACCGAGACCAAUGAUGCCAUCCUUUUUGGAUACCUGGUGGCCUGGUUCCUGGGGUCCUACCUGGCCCAGUACCAACGGUACCUGGACGAGAUGCGCCCCGGGGUUGAGGACGAGAUCACCCCGCAGGUGAUUGCGCACUUCCAUGAGUGGCAGGUCGGCGUGGGGUUGGUCCUCUGCCGGGCGCGCAUGUUCCGCAUCGCCACCCUCUUCACCACGCAUGCCACUCUGCUUGGUCGAUACCUGUGUGCUGGUGACGUGGAUUUCUACAACACCUUCUCGCAUGUGAACGCCGACUUCGAGGCCUCCAAACGCCAAAUCUACCACCGGUAUGCCAUUGAGAAGGCUGCCGCCCACAGUGCACACACCUUCACCACGGUGUCCAAGAUCACUGGCGAUGAGGCCCUGUACCUUCUGGGCCGGGCGCCUGACAUCAUUACCCCCAAUGGCCUGAAUGUGGUCAAGUUCAGUGCCCUGCAUGAGUUCCAGAAUUUGCACGCCCUGAGCAAGGAAAAGAUCCAUGACUUCGUGCGCGGGCACUUCUAUGGCCAUUACGACUUCGAUCUCGACAACACCCUCUACUUCUUCACGGCCGGGCGCUAUGAGUACCGCAACAAGGGCGUGGACAUCUUCAUCGAGUCUCUCUCCCGUCUCAACCACCGGCUCCAGCUGUACGGAAGCCCCGUAACUGUGAUCGCUUUCUUCAUUUGCCCUACCCCGCACAAUAGCUUCUGUAUCGACGCGCUCAAGGGCCAGGCCGUAGCUCGACAGUUGCGCGAGACAGUGGCGGAACUGCAGCAGGACAUUGGCAAGCGCAUUUAUGAGGCAGUUCUCCGCGGUCACAUUCCCGAUGCGGCCACCCUCAUCAGCGAGUCGGACCGUGUCAAGUUGAAGCGCGGACUCUUUGCCACAGCCAAGCGUGAUUCUCUUCCCCCGGUGACGACGCACAAUGUUGCCAAUGAUGGCUUUUUCAGCCAGACAUCCGGGGCGGCCACCACGCCGGACCCCAUCCUGACGGCCUUCCGCCGGACGCAACUGCUCAACAAACGCAGCGACCGCGUGAAGGUCAUCUUCCACCCGGAGUUCCUGUCCUCCACCAGCCCGCUUCUACCCAUCGAUUAUGAGGACUUCGUGCGGGGCUGUCACCUGGGUGUGUUCCCCUCUUACUACGAGCCCUGGGGCUAUACCCCGGCCGAGUGCACGGUCAUGGGUGUGCCGAGCAUCACCACCAACCUGGCCGGCUUCGGAUGCUAUAUGGAGGAGACUAUCGACCGGCCAACCGACUACGGCAUCCAUAUUGUCGACCGCCGUUUCAAGUCGGUCGAGGAGUCCAUCAACCAAAUGACCGAGUACAUGCUGAACUUCUGCCUGAAGACCCGCCGCCAGCGCGUGAACCUGCGCAACCGGACUGAGCGUCUGGCCGACUUGCUGGACUGGCGCCGCAUGGGGCUGGAGUACUCCAAGGCCCGAUUCAUUUCACUCGUGCGCGAGUACGGCAGCCUCUACCCCCCGGAGCGCCAUGCCCUGGUGGAGGAAAUCCUCCGGUCAUCGCGCAACCCUUCCAAGCUGAGCCGACCCUUCUCGGCCCCCCCCUCGCCGAAGGCGGGGCACUUCCCCCCGGCGGGACCAAUGUCGAGCCGCCAGGAUAGUUACGAGCCGAUGGCCGGCUCUUCUGGCCACCCGCCGCGAAUUCGCAUCCAGGGGGCCCAGGGCGAUCUGACGGCCGGUUCCGAUGUGCCUGGGGGCUCGCCGGAGAAGGACCGGCGGUUUGGUGAGGAUGUCGCGCCCCUGUCGGCUCAGCACCGGUCUGGCAGUGUGCCACGCCUACCGACACUGGACAUGGCCGCCGUUGGGGGGCUCAUCAGCAGCCCGCCUGGGUUGUCAGCCGGACCUGGAGGUGGUGGCAGUGGCCUGCUUUUCAGCGGCCAAAUGCCCGAGGGCUGCGAGUGUCUGCCGGAACUGGGACAUUCCAGCAUGUCGAGCGAUUGCCCAGCCAAUCGACUCCCCGGCAUGGCACCCCUCUCCCCUCAUCGACGGUCGUCCUCUUCUGGUGCCAUUCCCGGGCUUGGGGGCAACUUGUCGGCUAUGGGAAGGGACUCGUCAAAGGCGGCGACCGCUGCCGCCGCUGCUGCCAACACCACAAGCAAUGUCUUUAACAAUGCCAUCAGCGGGGCACUUAGCGGUGGUGCCUCCUCCGGUCGGCCGACCACCGGCAUGACGACCUCCGGGUCUUGGGUGUCCUAUGAGGACCUGGGGGAGGGUCUUGGGCCGGACUCAGCCGGUUCAACACGGCAGGGCACUUCACGGCGGGCGCCCACGUCUACCGGAACCACUCGCCGGAAUGGCGGCAGCAUGGCCGCCGCCACCGCCACCACCACCACCACCGCCAUCGCCAGUGGUGCGGGGGGAAGCCCCCAGCGCCGGCCGGCGCCGACUGUGGUGGGCGACUUGCAAUCGGCAGACACACGCGUCACUGCGCGAACGGGCUCCUUCGGCAUGUCAGAUGAGAGCGCUGGAGCGGCACGGGCCGACGACAAUCUUGCCGAUUUGGCAGCCAAGAUGAGCGCUCUGUCAUCAGGCGGUGAUUCGGGGUCCACCGAUGCGCAUGCCGAUAUUUUGUCGGAUGCAAUGCGCCAGUCGUCGACCCCCCCGGUUCAUGGAACCGUUUUGCCAUGCAACCAGUAGUCCUGCUUUUGUGAGACAUGUCCACCACCACCACCUCCUCCUAUGUGAGUGUCACGUCCAACUGCGUACACCUUGCGACCCACCACUAUUCCUUCCCCCUCCCUCAACGGACGCAUGUACACAUACACAUCCCCGAAGCAUUUCCCAAUCCGUGCAUCCUUCCCUCGACCGGCCGCUGUCCGAACAUUUUCUUGACUUUACCUCUCAGCGCCGCAGGCGAGGGUAUAGGCGACUGGGCUGGCCUCUUCCUCCCCCCUUCGUCAAUGGCGGGCUUCAUCAGACUGGAGGGAGAGGGAGAAGGAGACCGAUUGUCUCGCAACAAAUGCACGGCAUUCCUGCACACUGAGCCCGGGGCAGAAGUCCGAGGGAAAGCGGUAUCAGGUUGGUCCCAAGAGCAACA
Molecule: messenger RNA, 3673 nt
Organism: Fonticula alba
Lineage: Eukaryota; Rotosphaerida; Fonticulaceae
Product: glycogen(starch) synthase
Exons: 11
Coding region: 19-3273 (1084 amino acids)
Biological process (GO): glycogen biosynthetic process
Cellular component (GO): cytoplasm
Molecular function (GO): alpha-1,4-glucan glucosyltransferase (UDP-glucose donor) activity
Source: RefSeq, a predicted model, not a curated record